AUGAAAAAUAAUUUUAUAUUCAACAAAAACCUCGAAAAGAAUUUAGAUGAAUUUACUUAAUUAUGUAUAGCUUUUUCAAGUUUAAUGAAUUAAAUAUACGGAAAGAAAAAAAAUUAAUUAGAGUUAAAGAUGAAAAUUUAUGGUAAUAUUUAUCUUUCUAAAGGAAUGCAAGGAAAAAGAACUUUUCAAUGGAAUAGAUAGGUUUUAUUGGAUAAAUUAUUAAUUUAUAUUCAAUAAAGAAAAAGGAAGAAGAAUAAACAAAAAGCAACAAAUAUUGAAUUUAUUUAAACAAAUUUUGAUUCUCUAUAUAAGAUAGGUAAAAAAAAUAAUAUCAGGAAAGGGAUUGUAUAAGAAAAAAUGAAUAUAACCGAAGAAAUUUUAAUACAUUAAGAUUCUGCUAUAUAAUAAAAUCCAGAAAUAUCUGAUAAUUACUUUAAUAAAGGUUCGAAAUUCGCUCUAUUUAUAGCAAAAAUAUUAUAAAAAAUGAAAAGAUAUGAUGAAGCUUUGAUUCAAUAUGAUUUGGCGAUUAAAAUAAAUCCUGAAUUUUCUGAUUAUUACUUUAAGAAAGGUUCAAAAUUCUCUUUAUUUAUAGCAAAUAUAUUAUACAAAAUGAAAAGAUAUGAAGAAGCUUUAGUUUAAUAUGAUUUAGCGAUUAAAAUAAAUCCUGAACUUUCUGAUUAUUACUUUAAAAAAGGUUUAAAAAUAAAUUAUUGAUUUAGGAUAUACUUUGAGCAAAAUGAAUCAAUUUGAACAUGCAUUAAUUGAAUACAAUUUUGCUAUUUAGAAAAAGGCAAAAAUAUCUGAUUAUUAUUUUUCGAAAAGUUAAAACAAUGAAUUAGUUUAUAGCAAUCACUCUCUUUAGACUGAAUCAAAUUUAAGAAGCCCUUAUUUAAAUUGA
Molecule: messenger RNA, 898 nt
Organism: Paramecium sonneborni
Lineage: Eukaryota; Ciliophora; Oligohymenophorea; Peniculida; Parameciidae
Source: the annotation of a GenBank genome assembly